Magnolia sinica is the source of this 3273-nucleotide messenger RNA. RefSeq lists its product as uncharacterized. The record is from RefSeq and is a predicted model, not a curated record. Lineage: Eukaryota; Viridiplantae; Streptophyta; Magnoliopsida; Magnoliales; Magnoliaceae. The transcript is spliced from 4 exons. Bases 2136 to 2615 code for a protein of 159 amino acids.
AUGACCUCAUUUUAAGUGGGAACCAAACAGCACAUAGGCAAUUUUUAUUAUUUUUUUUUUUUUUUAGACAUUCCCAGAUUGGCAUUGAAUUUGGUCUCCGUGGUGAUUCCAAUAGAUUUAGAUAAACAUAAAGCAACAAGCUUGUUUGUGUUGGGGUUUUCUUUAAAGCUCAUCUGGUAACGUGCAAUUUCUGCCCCUAUUUCAACAUUCAUGUGACUAUGGAGUCGGAAUGUAGUCCUGCCUCAUGGGCUCAGGCAUGCCUCAGCCUAUCCUGUGCUGCCUCUAUUUGCCAAGAAGCUACUAGUCAGUGCUAUGUGGGACCCACUAUGAUGUACGUGUUUGAUUCCACACAGUCCAUCAAUUUUGCCAGCUCAUUUUAGGCUACAGGCCCAAAACUGAGGCAGAUCUAAAUCUCUCAGGUGGACCACACCAUAGUAAACAGUGAUGAUUGAACACCCACAGUUAAAAAACUUCUUGGGAGCCCAAGAAAGAUCUAAAUCUCAGGUGGACCUUACCAUAAUAUGAUGAUCAUAUUGUUUUAAUAAUAAUUUAUUCUUUAGUGAUUUUCUCAAUAACAUGAUGAAAAUACCCUCUUUCAUGGUCCUAAGAGGUGGCUAUUUGUCAUUUGCAAUGUCUCCAUUCUCUUCCUAUUGCAAUUCAUCAAAUCGCCCUGUUGAGUUUGCUACACUGCAUGCAUGAAUGAUCUGGUCUUGCGGCGAUUGUGGGAGUGCUUGCCUAUAUCCAUGACAAAGAUCUCUUUUUUGAGUUCUGCAGGUAAGCUUCUUGGAUUUUCAGGCUUUUGUAGUAGUAUGGACCUCAUGCUGACCUAUAUGCUUGUUCAAUUUUUCAAAUUCAUUUUAGAUAUUUUCAGUGAUGCAUAAAUUUGAAAUUCAUUCUAGAUAUUGUCAAUUAUGCAAAUUCAAGAGCAGGAGAGCUAGCUUGUAUUAGGCCUCAUUUCCAAUUACUAGAUAUCUUAGAACACAUUUCAAAACAGUGUCCUCUUCAUUCCCUAAUCUGAUUGUGAGCUCAAUAAAUACAAAAAUUAACAAAAGCAUGGCUCUGUUUUAAUUUUUAACUUAAGAGGCUGCAUGCAAUUGAAUGUUCAUCCUCAGGAACUUCAAUAUAUGGCUUGCAAAAUUUAUUUCAGUUGAUAGAUGUUUUUAUUUAUUUUUAUUUUUUAUUUAAGGUUUCUGGAUGCAAGUUUAGUAUUCUAAUUUCUAAGGUCAGUUUUACCCUGUCGCAUAGUCAAGAUAGUUUCCAUCUUCUUCUUUCUAUAUUACCACAGAUUCCAAGUUUUCGCAAAGAACCAUCUAGCAUUUCCCUUGGUGUUUCUUUCUCUUGCGAAAGUCUUUGUGCUUUUGUUGAGUCCACCAACAAAUGUGUAUUUUGAGACACGCAAGCAUUUCUCCCUGUGAGCUGAAACUCACUCGUGGACGUUUAUUAUAAUUCAAGAUUCAAUAAUGCAUCUGAUGAAGGCCUUAGUUAUUAUUUCACUACGGAUUUAAGAAAAAGGUAAUGGGAGGAUCCAAGAACCUCUAACAAACUUAGUUCCAUACCUAUAAUGGCAAGGAAUCUCUAACAUUUCUAACGAAGCCUUGAUUGUUUUUUUUUUUUUGCACAUGCUAUACCCAUUAGCAUUUAGCGCCAUUAUGCUAAUUGUAGUAGAUGAUUUAGCUGCAAACCACGAUGUUAUGUAGAUAGUAGAGGUACCAAUUAAGAAGAUUUAACUUUUUAAAACUAGUUUGUUGCAAUUAUUGUGAUCUAUCCUAGAUGUUUAUUUGUGUGCUCUAUGGCUGUGGCGCAGAAUUAUUGAGUUUCUUGGAAUUUUGAAUUGAGAAGCUUUUUAGGAGUCUGAAACUGAAUUGAACUACAAUUAGCAUGAAUUGUGAGCAACUCAUCUACUGAUUAUUUUUGGUUCUUUCGUGGUUUCAAAGCAAUAUGCCACUGAAUCUUUUAUGCUUUUAGAGAACUAGGCUGUUAUAUCCAUAACUUUCUUAAAUAAAUAAAUAAAUAAAUAAAUAAAAAGAUGAACAAGAGGUGAUGGCGAGGGGAACCUUUGCUAAUAUUCUCAUUGUUAACAAGCUCUUGAAGGGAGAAGCCAAAGACAGUUCACAUUCUAAUAGGCGAGAAGCUCUAUGUUUUUUAUACGGCGAUGGUUUGUGACAAAUGUGUUGAUGGCUUCGAUCAUCACUACAUGGUAUCUGUAUGGGAGAGAUUUGCUUCUUGCAUCAGAGUUAAAUAUCAUGAAUGAUUAUAUGCUGUCAGGUUUUUUACUGAAAUGGUGGGCUCUCUACAAGGCCCAAGAAGUCACAGGGAGAAUUCUGGCAGUCCAUCUGAGAGGAACAGUGUUCCUGAAUUACUGGUUUGAGAUGCUGGGAGCUCGGGUCGGAUCAUUGGUUCUGCUUGACACUGUCGAUAUUACGGACCCCACUCUGGUUUUGAUUGGAAAUGGAGCUAUAAUUACAGAAGGGGCGAUGGUUCAAAGCCAUGAGGUGAGGGAUGGAGUUUUAAGCUUCAUGCUGGUAAAGAUUGGACAAAAUGUUUCGAUCGGUCCUUACUCUGUGAUUCAGAAAGGAAGUGUUUUGGGAGAUGAAGCUGAGGUUCCUCGCUUGUAGAAGACAGAGAGGAAAAACUGUGUUUAGAAACCAAAAGGCUGGUAAAAUUCGGAAGGGCGAAAUGCACUCAAAGCUCCCGGUUACACUUACUGCCUUUUACCACGUCAUGGGCAUCUAUGCGGUUGGUUUUCUCAGUUCCCUCUCUGCAACUAUCCUUUACCUCCUCUACAUCCAUUUAUACAGAGUUUCUUUUACUUCAACAUUGAUAUGGUCGUUUGUCUUUUUAAUGCUACUGUAUUCAUAAAUUUGUCACUGUAACUCGAAGAUAAUGGUGGCUUAAUGUUGUUGAGGUGAACUACUAUGAUCUAUUUCUCAGUUGCAAGUAUUACUCAUUAUCAAUCUUUUGUGCAGGUUGGAGUGGCUGCCUUUGACCUGAGGUUAGCCUCACUUCAUCUUUCAAAGUACAUUGAAACAAGCAAUUCGUAACAAAAUACGAAGACUACUACAUUUUUAUGAUCCCAUCGUGAUCAUUGCCCACCCGAACAAUCUCGCAUCAGAUGGUAUGGUUGGAGUUUCAGAGCUGGUUGAUAGAUGUUAUACAUCAACCAAGAAUGUGCUGAUUCUUGAUGACAUUAUGGGUUUUGAUAGUCUUCUUUCAAAUGUUCACCCUAACACUAAAUUGCGCUGGUUAUCAUGGCUCGUGGGUGCUUUGAUGAUA